Cryptomeria japonica (Japanese cedar) is the source of this 2436-nucleotide messenger RNA. Its product is annotated as cyclin-dependent kinase inhibitor 5. Gene Ontology annotation, cellular component: nucleus. NCBI's taxonomy places the organism in Eukaryota, Viridiplantae, Streptophyta, Pinopsida, Cupressales, Cupressaceae. Gene Ontology annotation, biological process: negative regulation of cyclin-dependent protein serine/threonine kinase activity. The record is from RefSeq and is a predicted model, not a curated record. The coding region runs from base 1136 to 2041 and encodes 301 amino acids. Gene Ontology annotation, molecular function: cyclin-dependent protein serine/threonine kinase inhibitor activity. The transcript has 4 exons.
GCGAAUAUGCGCGAAUUAUUAAGUGAUGUGUAUUUACGAGAGUAUAAAAUUGUUGGCCUUAGCAAAAUUGCUGCUGGUGUACAAUUUUUACUUUAGCUAGGGUUAGUGCUGACAAGGCAGGGUCAAAGUACACAAGUCAGCUCGAUUUGCAAUUAGUGCAAUGUUCGCGGGCCGGAUCGCUGACGUCAUCAAAAGAUGCUCUUUCAACGGCCACGAUGCUUCCGCCUCCAGCAUCGUGCAUCCGACCGUCCAAGAUCGUCGGGGCCGACCAUGGCUGCGCUUUUGUUCCCCAACUCUAAACUUGAAAAUCGUCGCCAAAUGUGGCGGGUGAGAGAAGAAAUUUAGCGGCGUCCUCAUUUUUGUUUGCACAGCUUCGGCCCCUUCUUUUUAACUUUUAUCACCCAUCCCUUUAGUAUUUGGACAUUGAGAUAAAGUUAGCGGAGAAGAUAGAAUAGAAGAAGACACAAAGCAUAGAGAGUAUCGAGGGUUAAAUAUUUAAUCACGGUUCCCGAGGGACGGAGGGCGUCCAAAGAAAAGGUAUCCAAGCAAACCAAAAUACUACAUGCUUUUGUUUUCUCUUUCAACCUUUCGCCCUUUUUUUUCUCCGUUGCGUUUGUUAGUUUCGUGUUCCACUUCUCCGUUGGUUCGUCAUCUGACAGUUCCGUUGUGCUACAACAAAGCCCGUUUCGGACGCCUACCAAGGCUUUGGCUUCAGCUUGUCGAAGACGCCUCUGGUUAGAUGUUAGAAAUAAAUUGUUGGGCGCUGGCUGGACUAUUUAUGGUUUUGUUUCCCUGCUCAAUUUCGUGUGGGCCUUCAAGUAUUUAAUUUUACUCUUCAGAAAAAAGAUCACACAAAAAAAAAAAUUGGGGUGUUAAGACAGAUUUUUUAAAAUUGCAAGCGGAGGAGCAAGGAAAACAGGGAAAAAAAUACUUGGGCAAUUUUGAGGUUUUGAGCAGCGGAAAUUCCAGUGGAAGAAAAAAUUAGGGCUCUGGACAAGGGGGGAGGCAAAAAUUGUGUAGCAGCAAGGUGGGAAUAGGAGGAAUUUUUUCCUUGAAAAAAAACUUAACAUGCAGUAGGCUGGGAGGCGCGGUGUAAUUGUAGUUAGUUUCAGCCGUGGCUCCUCGGGGGUUAAAAAUGGGGAAAUACAUGAGAAAAGGCAAAGGCGUGGGCGAGGUGGCUGUGAUGGAGGUCUCUUCGCAGGUGUCACUUGGAGUGAGAACGAGGGCCAGGACUUUGAGAGAAGAUCACCACCACCGGCGGCUGGCCGCUCCCUCGUCAAAGCCAACGAAACAGCACCAACACCACCACACCGCCUCUGCGCCGGCGUGUUUUGACGGCUCCUCCAUGCAAACAGCCUACCUUGAGCUACGCAGCAGGAAGCUUGAGAAAAUUAUUUGCAGGUGCCAUGAAGAGGCAGCAACACACACUGACCAGGAAGCGUCCAAGAACUUUGAGGGCGAGGCUUCUAGAAUGGCGCUCUCCGAAGGGGGAGCAACCGUAGGCGUAGGCGCAGCCAGUGACAAAAGCAGCAGGAGAGUUCAGCAACAGCAAUCUUCAGUGGCACAUUCGAGGAACAAUUCUGCAACUUUCUCCAACGCCAAGCCAGCCAGACCACGAAGAAAAGACCAAAACCAAAGCCACCACAAUCAACCGGCGCAGCCUCCAGAAAAUGACCUUGAAGACGCCAUGGAGGUGGAGGUGUCGUUUGGGGAAAAUGUAAUGGAUCCAGAUUCCAGAGAAAGGCGAACAAGAGAAACGACGCCAUCAAGCCACAUGAGGGAUGUGGAGACACCAGGGUCAACAACAAGACCGGCCCCGCCUACCUCAGGCAGGAGAAGGCUACAGAAUGAAGGGCACAGCCGCAGCCAUAGUGCCAGUCAUCAAUUUCUUCAUGUGCCAACCUCCAACGAAAUUGAAGAAUUUUUCGCCGGUGCAGAGCAGCAAGAACAGAGACGAUUCACAGAAAGGUACAAUUACGACCCAGUAAGAGAUUCCCCUCUACCUGGCCGGUUUGAAUGGGUUAGAUUGAGGCGGCCUUAAAAAGAAAAAAUCUGUUUUGUAAACAAAUAAUUGUGGGGCAAGCAGGCAGGCAGAUGGGGAUAUAGGUUUUUUUCCAAUUGGACCAUCAAAAAAGGUCAAGACUGUUAUGCUCUACUUCGUUGGGAGGACAAGGAGCCAACCCUUACAGAGAGUCGAAGUGCCUAAAGGCCAUAUGGGUUGUGCAGUGCUAUAGUGCAGCUUGUAUAAACGUUGUAAAUUGUAGCCUCUGUAAAAUAUGAAGCUGGCAUCAGCACAGCUCCCCCUUCAAGGGGACGUUUUUCCGUUUUUAUUUCCAACACAAAUCUACACAGAAAAACUUCUUUUUCUUCUUGUUGGAAUUUUUAGGAACCUUAUUCUGAAUCUCAUGUUAUUCAACAAGAUCUUACUUUUUCUUA